Molecule: messenger RNA, 1220 nt
Organism: Mytilus trossulus (common blue mussel)
Lineage: Eukaryota; Metazoa; Mollusca; Bivalvia; Mytilida; Mytilidae
Product: outer dense fiber protein 2-like
Exons: 3
Coding region: 155-1144 (329 amino acids)
Biological process (GO): regulation of apoptotic process
Source: RefSeq, a predicted model, not a curated record
UAUUAGGUUUGAAAAAUUCAUUAAAAUAUGAAAAGAUAUUUGGCAGAUAUGUAUUCUAUAUUAUAAAAUAGAUUCUAAAUAAACCAGAAGCUCUGUGGUUAGGUUGGUUACUUAUGAAAUCGGAAGGCCAGUCUGCCACCAUUGGAAUUCCAUUAUGUCCGACGAAACUCGCAGACUCACACGUAGUUUAUCAUUUAUUAAAGAAAACACAACUCAGAUAGAAAAGAUUUUAGACAAACUAAUAGAGGAUGGAAUCAUUGGUAUGGAUGAACGUUCACAAAUCCUUGCAAAUCCACUUUUAGAAAACCAGCUACAUUCGGUCAUUGAAAAGAUCAUCAGAAAGCAGGCUUAUCAGUCUUUUUUGAGCGCGCUGAAAACUACAGGGAACAACCAUGUAGUGGAUAAAAUAAUCGGAUUGCAUUUUCCAAAAGAUCAAAAGGACAAUCAAGGUAUGAACAGAGAAAAAACGUACACUGUGAACUCGAUUGAAGAGGAGGGAGAAGAAAAGUCACAUUAUGAACAAUAUGUCAAGGAGAAAACAUUAGAGGAACUGAAAUUGGAAAAUGACAGACUGAAAACUCAGCAAUCAAUAGUUAGAGAACAACUGAACGAAAAGUACAAGAAAAUUCAGGAGCUGAAAAUCGAAGUUCGGAACUAUAAAAGACAAAACACAGAAUUAAACGAAAAGUUACAAUCAUAUGAAGAAUUGCAAGUUAGAAUGGAAGGUAUCGAAGAGGAACUUCAAGAUAAGGAUAAAAUGAACAGAAUAAUAGAAAUUGCACUUUGUGAGCGUAGCGAGGAGAUUGAUCGAUUGCAGAGACAAUGUGAAGAAUUAAAAGUUGAGAGCGAAGAAAAAUCUGAACAAAUCUCUUAUUUGUCAGGACAGAUGGAACUCUUGAAAAUAGAAUUGGGAAAAGCUAGUGAAGAUCGACAUAGACUAAAACAAACUAUCAUUGACAUGUCUAAUAGUAUGGAAGAAAAAUUCGUGGACAUGAUGAGCGCAUUAAACGAUCUGAAGGCAUACAAACAAGCGCAAUGUGAAGUUACGACACCGCGCAACUCAAGUAGUUCUCGAUACCAGUAUGGCAGAAGAGGGCAACCAUUGGUACUCGCAAAAACAAAAUAUCGAACGCAGCACAAAUAAACUAUGUACUAUGUGAAAAAAAUACCAGUUGUAAUGUUUAUGCAUUAUUUUAAUGAACAUAUUUUACAUUAAACAA